AUGGAAGCUACAAAGAAGUCUUUGACGCCCGAUGGGUUUUUCAAGACCGGUGACGUGGCGGAGAGACAUGGCAAACAUUUCUUCAUCAAGGGACGGAAGUCGGUUGACAUCCUCAAAUCGGGCGGGUAUAAAAUCUCGGCACUCGACGUGGAGAGGCAGAUACUCGAACAUCCCAAUAUUGCUGAGGCGAUCGUUGUAGGCGUUGACGACGAUGAAUUUGGCCAACGCAUCGCGGCGGCAGUCGUCUUGAACGAGACGGUGGCAUACUUGUCGUUGUCGGAGCUCCGAUCGUUUCUCAGAGAUAAACUCUCUUCCUACAAAUUGCCGACAUUGUUACGUGUUGUCCGCGAGCUGCCCAAGACGACUACCUUGAAGGUUCCCAAACUGCUGAUAAAAAGGGACUUGUUCGAUGCUGAACACGCCGACAUUCAAAAAUGGUCGCCCUCCAUCGUCAAGCUUUGA
Messenger RNA from Exophiala bonariae, 462 nucleotides. RefSeq lists its product as uncharacterized. Gene Ontology annotation, biological process: fatty acid metabolic process. Gene Ontology annotation, molecular function: medium-chain fatty acid-CoA ligase activity. The record is from RefSeq and is a predicted model, not a curated record. Lineage: Eukaryota; Fungi; Ascomycota; Eurotiomycetes; Chaetothyriales; Herpotrichiellaceae. The coding region runs from base 1 to 462 and encodes 153 amino acids. The transcript has 3 exons.